GUCGGAAACUGCAGAGGAUCCACACGCAUCGUCGUAUAAGCAAUUGUGCAGGUGAUUUUCUUGUGUCAGACGGGGGCCUAAAUCUCAACAUUUUAUGCACGGAGCAACGACGUUUACUGUGGAGAGUCGCAACUGCUUCUACCUGACAGCAAAAUGGAUCCCGAAGGAGCCAAAAAACACGACGUGCUGUUUAUCUGCAUGUCAGUACUUUUUACAGCUGCGCUUAUCCUAACACUGGUCAUAAACGCCUUCUCAACUACCAUUGGUAUCGAAAUUGGUUGGUUCCUGAACAUCACUGGAGACAUCUCAGACAAAUACUACAUGGAGAUCACACCGGCCGGAUGGACAUUCUCCAUCUGGGCUGUUAUCUACGUGUUCGAGGGUCUCUUCGCUCUGUAUCUCCUGAUCUCACUCUUCCGACGCAACGACCAAGGCCCCGUCUACCGCAAUCCGCCCGUGAUCAACUCCCUAAUGUUGCUGUUUUACACUCUCAACCUGGGUAUUAAUGUGUCUUGGCUCUUCGUGUGGGACCGAGAGCUGAUGCCGGUGGCUGUGGCGCUUUUAGCUCUGCUGCCAUUCACGCUCUAUCUGGUGCUUAUUAUCAAUCAUCGACUGGUGGACCAAUCCGGCAUCAACUUGAGGAAUAACCAUAGGAUUGACCUCAUCGCCGUGAGAAUAAUCAUCCAGAAUGGCCUUGCCACGUACGCCACCUGGGUCACCAUAGCGACUUUGAUCAACUUUGCCAUCGUGCUCCGCUACUGGGGAGGGAUGAGCCAAUCCGACGCCAGCACCGUCAGCCUCUCUAUCCUCCUCGUUGAGGUCCUGGUGUACUUCGUACUGGAAAACAUCGUUUUUGAGAAGUACCUCCGCUACACCUACACUGUCUGGAUGGUGGCCAUCUUUGCCCUCUCUGGCAGCAUAGCCGGGAACUGGAGCAUAGGAAGCCGCAACUCCAUCUUUUCAGUCGUGCUCCUGGCUCUGGCGGGCGCUCUGUUCAUCGUCAAGAUUGCACUUUCCAUUGGGCGGUCUUAUACCAGACCUCUAUAUGUUAACCAAGUGUCAGAAUCAAAGGAGGAACUUGAAUUGGCUUGAGUUCAAUACAUGGGAGCACAUUUCUGUAAAAAGAGGCUCAAGGAUACACACUAUCCAAACCAUCUCAAGGCACUGGAUAGUAACUCCUACAGAUGUGAUAGCAAGCGAAAUGUAAUAUCACUCCGUUAUUGACCUUCUGCACUUGAUCGCUGCAGUUGUAAAGCAAAAAUUUUGUAUUGUUACAAUGGAUUGAAGCGUAUCUAUCUAAGCAGCUUGCCAGUGCAGCCUCUCUUUGAACAAAGCCGUGAAAAGAACACAUCGAGGAAAGGCCCCAUGCAUGUAUAAAAACCUAGAUUAUUCGAUUAUCCUUCAAUUUACCUCGUCGACUUAAUUCAUAAUAGGAGGUUAAUAAUCUUUUCGCUACAUUUGCAUCAUCAGAAUCGAAAUGAUUUCGCAAGAGAACUUAAUCUUGGAAUGAACACAACCAUUUCCAAAAGUGUAGUUCAACCUACACAAGAGAGUAAUUAACUUCUAAAAGUUUAAUUCUGUUUCCUGAUUCAUACCACAUCUUUCAUCUAAAGUGAUCAUCAAGUCAGAACGAGAUACUUCAUAAACUAACAAGGCUGGAUUUGUAUUCUUGUCAAUGGUAACGCACCACUUUUUUACGAUCAAAUAUUGUGGGGAAUAUUUUAUUUUACGUGUGGCUCAAGUCUUGUCAAUACAAGCAACUUCUUUGGGAGAAGUAUAAAAACAGACAACAGUUAAUUAUUGUAAAAUAGUAAAGGUUUUCAAAAUUGUUUGAUUAAUUUCAUUAAAGUAAAACUGCCAAAGAAACUGGUGUAAACAAAAGGUUAUACGAGGAGGGUUUCGGAAAAUAUCCCGUCCUUUGUCUUCAUUUACCGGAUGUCGCCCAUGGACUCCGUGUAGGCCUACGUACAGAACACAACAAAAUGUCAAAACAUCCGGAAAUGCGCGGGGUCGGCAUGUACGCAUGAGCCUAAAUUUAAUGGGAGUCAAUGACACGUGCAGGGGGAAAUUACCACAUGUCGUCUUGAUCUUGUCUUAAUCUUCAUCAGAGUUAAUGCUAGCGCAAAGCAGAAAGCCCUCAAGGUACACACAUUUACAAAGUAAACAAUGCAUUUAAGGGAAGAAUUAAACA
Acanthaster planci (crown-of-thorns starfish) is the source of this 2191-nucleotide messenger RNA. RefSeq lists its product as uncharacterized. Lineage: Eukaryota; Metazoa; Echinodermata; Asteroidea; Valvatida; Acanthasteridae. The record is from RefSeq and is a predicted model, not a curated record.